Molecule: messenger RNA, 1095 nt
Organism: Dujonia railenensis
Lineage: Eukaryota; Fungi; Ascomycota; Pichiomycetes; Serinales; Debaryomycetaceae
Source: the annotation of a GenBank genome assembly
AUGACAGUUGAUACUCUUUGGAAUAAGAUAAAGAUAUCUCCUGCUGAACUUUCACUUGAAAAAGUAUUGAGAUGCGGACAAACGUUCAGGUGGAAGAACAUUAACAAUACUUGGUCUUUCACUAUUGAAGAUAGAAUCGUGCUACUUAAGCAAGAUGAAGAAAAUCUUCAUUAUUCUUGGUUAAUGAAAGAGUUACUCGUUGAUUCCUCUGCAGCUGCCAUUUCUCGCCAAAAUAAUGAAACUCUUAACUUUAUUAAUGACUACUUUAAUCUAUCUAUAAAUUUAACUUCUCUCUACAAGCACUGGAUGAUCCAAAAUGAAAAUUAUAAAAAUAAGAAGAUCUUAGGCUCCCCGUUUACUAAAUUUAAAGGAAUUAGAAUACUAAGACAAGAUCCAUGGGAGGCUACGAUUUCUUUCAUAUGCUCGUCUAACAAUAAUGUUAAAAGAAUAUCUAAGAUGUGUGAAAAUUUAUGUACAGAGUAUGGAACUUAUUUGAAUACAUACAAAGGUGUAGACUAUUUCACAUUCCCUAGUGCAAAGGAUUUAUCUAGUUCUCCAAAUGUCGAGACAAAAUUAAGAGAGUUGGGUUUUGGAUAUAGAGCUAAGUAUAUAUAUCAGACUGCUCGUUUGUUAACUUCGACGCUUUCGAUCAAGGAAUUGAAUUCUUUGAGAGAGUCAAGUUAUGAAGACUCGCAUAGUUACCUCUUACAGUUGACAGGAGUGGGACCCAAAGUCGCAGAUUGUAUUUGCUUGAUGGCCCUAGAUAAGCAUGAUAUAGUACCUGUUGAUACACACGUGUACCAAAUUGCUAUUAGAGACUACAAAUUUAAAGGUAAGAAAGAUUUAAAGACAAUGAACAAAAAGGUCUAUGAGGAUAUCAGAGAAUAUUUCAAAGAAAUCUUUGGAGAGUACGCAGGCUGGGCACAAUCUGUAUUAUUUGCAUCUGAUUUAUCCGACAUGAAUAACGGAAUAAAUGUUAAAGAAGAGGUUAUAGUAGAAGCUAAAAUAACAUCUACAGUGGUAGAUAUUAAAGAAGAGAUCAGUACGGAAAUUAUAAUCGAACUGGACAGUAAACGAAGAAGAGUCAGAAAGUAA